Spea bombifrons (plains spadefoot toad) is the source of this 5173-nucleotide messenger RNA. It is a transcript of the gene MTCL2, whose product is annotated as suppressor of glucose, autophagy associated 1. Gene Ontology annotation, biological process: insulin receptor signaling pathway; regulation of autophagy. The transcript is spliced from 15 exons. The record is from RefSeq and is a predicted model, not a curated record. Bases 212 to 5086 code for a protein of 1624 amino acids. NCBI's taxonomy places the organism in Eukaryota, Metazoa, Chordata, Amphibia, Anura, Pelobatidae.
GCAUCACCGCCCGUUACACCGAGCCUCUCACCGGGUACUGGGCUCCGGGACACCCAAACACAGCGUGCACCCUGCGAUAGAAGGGCCGGGCGAGUAUACCGUGCGCUCCCCGGUGCUGAUAGGGCUCAGAGGGGCCCCGUAGCCGGUAUCUAGCAAUAUAUUCACUGGACCUAACCCUUCCCCGAGGGCUGAGCCGCUUAUCUCCGGGGUGAUGGAGCCGGGUGGGCCCGGCGGGGACGCUCCUCCCCCGGUACCGGAGAAGAAGAAGCUGAACCGGGCUCCUUCCCCCGCUCGGCCCAAAGACCUGACCGGUUGGUCCCUGUCCAAGGCCCGCCGGGGUUCCCCAGUCUCCCUCUCUGUGAUGCCCCAGGUCCCCCGACGGCCGCUCCCGUCACCUAAUGGUAAAAAGAAGCAGGCGGCCCAGGCGCCCCGGCCGGGGGUAAAGCCUAAAGCCUCGGGGGGCGCGGCCCCUCGGCGAGGAACGGACAGCAGCUCGGAGGGGUCGUGCGCCUCUGAGGAGAGCAGCAGCCGGACCAGCAGCGAGGAGUGCGGAGUCUCUGGAGCUUCCAGCCGCCUCCCGCUGAGCGCCUCAAUGGCCUUCUCAGACCUGACCGAGGAGCUCCUGGACGGCGGUACCGAGAGUUUGUUACGGGAGAUGGAGGAGCUGCGCUCCGAAAACGAUUACCUAAAGGAUGAGAUUGAGGAGCUGAGGUCGGAGAUGCUGGAGAUGAGAGACGUUUACAUGGAGGAGGAUGUGUAUCAGCUUCAGGAGCUCAGGCAGCAGCUGGAGCAAGUCCACAAAACAUGCCGCAUAUUACAGUACCGGCUGAAGAAGUCUGAGCGCAGGGGGCUGAGGGUGGCUCAGACCGGACAAGUGGAUGGAGAGCUGAUCGGUGCCCUGGAGCAAGAUGUGAAGGUGGCCAAAGAUGUCUCCAUUCGUCUCCACAAUGAGUUGGAAGCAGUUGAGAAGAAAAGGGGGAAGCUGGAAGAAGAAAAUGAAGACUUGCGCCAACGGCUGAUCGAGACAGAUUUGGCAAAACAAGUUCUGCAAAACGAGAUGGAAAAGAUGAAAGAGAACUCUUUGAAGAAGCGAGGCCGCUCCUCGGGAAAGAUGGAUAAGAAGCCCCCUCUACAGGAGGACAGUGCUGAUAUUAAAUGCCAGCUGUACUUUGCUAAAGAAGAGUCGGCUUUAAUGUGUAAAAAGCUUACAAAGUUGGCGAAAGACAAUGACAGCAUGAAAGAGGAGUUGACUAAAUAUAGGUCCAUGUUCGGAGAACUUGACAGCUCUUUGUCCAUUGAAGCGUUGGCCAAUUCCCCACACUCCAGGGAGGCAGAGCUGAAAGUCCACCUUAAGCUGGUGGAAGAGGAAGCCAACCUCUUAAGCCGGAGGAUUGUGGAGCUAGAGAUCGAGAACAGAGGUUUAAGAGCGGAGAUGGAUGAGAUGAAAGUACAUGGUGACCGUGAGCUUCUUGGUCCAGAUGGCAGACUGGCAUUUUUACCUGGGGAGUCCGGAGAUAAUUUUGUUGAACUUAGGAGGCAUUUGCAGUUCGUAGAAGAAGAAGCAGAACUUCUCAGGAGAUCGUUGAUGGAGAUGGAGGACCAAAACAAGCUCCUAAUGAAUGAGCUGAACAAGUAUAAGUCGGACCAUGACCUAGACAUAACCCUGUCUGAGGAUAGCUGCUCUGUCAUCAGCGAGCCUUCUCAGGAAGAACUUACCACUGCCAAGAUGCAGAUCAGCGAGCUUAGCGGCAAGGUGAAGAAACUCCAGUAUGAGAACCGAGUACUCCUUUCAAACCUUCAGCGCUACGAUCUGGCCUCUUGUCAGACCAAAAAACCUUUAAUGGAAACGGACGCGGAAGCUGGCGACUCAGCGCAGUGUGUCCCUACGCCUCUUUGGCGGGAAGGGCCCAUAGGUGUAGAAACAGACUGCUCUGAAUCCAAGGAGCGGUCAGGUAACUUCAAAUCUCCGGAUUCUGGUCACAGCUCUCCGUCCAGGUCACUAACGAUUAAAGAACUUGAGUCGCUUCAUGGCAUUCGGACACAGGCUGAGUUGAUAAGCAAGGCCAUCGAGGUCUUAACAUCUGAUUCGAAUGGGUUCCCCUCGCGUAUCAAACUCUGUACAGAAAAAGACUGUGGAGACCUUCUUUUGAGAGAGGCCAUAGAUAACAGCGCGGUAACGAAUGACUCCAAGCUGUGCGGCGCCAUUUUUACUAGUCUUGUGGGAUUACAACAAGAGCUGAAUUGCUUUUCGAAGAAAGUAGACACCCUAGGAGACUGUUGUAAAGAACAGACGGAUACUUUAUCGGUGGCGUCAGACUCCACUUCUUUGGACGCAAACGAUUCAUCUAAAAGAGAUCACGGCUCAAGCUUGCAGCAGCCUGAGUGUAGGAACGGUCGAGAGAAGGACGAGUCUUAUUGGAGGAAGGAUGAUGGUGACCAUGGCUUUGACCAAACCAAAGGUUACAAGACUUACCAGUCUGAAGAUAACGAGUCUUACGCAGCAGAGAUCAAGGAUUUGCAACUUGUGCUUUCCGAUGCCAACGAGACGAUGCAAGGGCUGCAGGAGCAGCUAUCGCAGGAAAGACAGCUCCGCAAAGAAGACGAGGAGGCCGUAAAGCGCAGGAUUGCCCAGCUGAAAGAAGAUCACCAGAAGCAGCUCCUGAGACGUGACUUUCAGCUCCAGAGCCUGGCCCUUCAGAAAAGGCUCGAGCAGAAGUUCUGGAGCCAAGAGAAGAAUGUACUGAUACAGGAGACCCAACAGUUCAAGCAAAGCCUCCUGCUGCUCUUUAUGAAGCUCAAGUGGUUCUUGCAGCGUUGGAGACAAGGCAGAGUCCUACAGAAUGAGGGAGAGGACUUUCUGGAGGUCAGCAGCAUGAAAGAGCUGUACAUGCUGAUCGAGGAGGAAGAGUUAAAUCCCCCGGCCACGGACUACAAGACACCGGACGGAGGGAACUGGCCGCAGAACAUGCCCGUUGAGUCCAUGAAGACGCUCGCCGAUGUUAAGGGAAUCCUGAGGGAGCUUUGCAACGAGCUACAGGAUGAGCGACGUGGGAUGAACGAGCUUCAGCAGCAGUUUGCCAAGGCGAAGGCCGCUUGGGAGAUGGAGAGGACCGACCUCAAGCUGGAUUCCGGGAAGCAUGGCACAGAGAGAGCGCCGUCUGACCUUAAAGCGUCCUUGAAGAGAGAGCGGGAAGAGCACCAGCAUCUCCUGGCCGAGUCGUACAGCGCCGUCAUGGACCUCACCAAACAGCUGCAGGUCAGCGAGAAGAACUGGGCCCAGGAGAAGCAAGAGCUGCUGGGGCGCUUUCAGAACGACCGGAAGCUGGCAGAACAGCAGAUAAAGGAGCUGCAGAUGAAACUGAAAAAGCAAGAAGAAUCGUGGCUGCGGAUGGUCCCCGAGAGGAGCGGCUGCUGGAAGGAGGCCCUCAAUGACAAACUACAAGACAAAGAUAUAGACUGUGACACGGACGUAAGCCACACUGGCUUAAAGAGGGCCAAGUCCGUAUCUUCGAUGUCUGAAUUUGAAAGUUUACUUGACGGAUCCCCUUAUCUCUCUGGCAAAACGUCCAAAACCGAGAAUGGCAAAGAGAGUAGAUGUCUGCUGGCUUCCGGGCUGCUUACCAAUGGUUGCAUUGACUCGGACGUUAAUAAGAGUCGUUGUACGUAUCUCAGUAAAGAGAAGGACCUGUUUGAGCACCUUCUAAAGAAUGAGCAGAGCAUCUCAUCUUGGGAUUAUUCAAUGGUCAAGACUGCAGGUGGCCAGAACCCGGAACCUGGACAGAAGCACGUGCAGCGAAGUUACACUGCCCCGGACAAGACGGGUAUUCGGAUUUACUACAGCCCGCCGGUUGUGAGGAGGUGGGAUAUUCCUUUAGUUCAAAACAAAGAAAAACUUGUGGUGGAACCUGGCUUCUUGUUCACGAUGGCCAAGCCUAAUGAACUAGAAACGUCUGACCGCUUAUCUGGGAAUACAUGUAGCCAGUGGCUGUGUAAUUUCUCCAAAAAGCACAAGGAUUUGUUGGAAAAUGAUGCUGUAAAAGACGCGUCUUCGGCCGUUCCUGGCUUCCCCCCUUCGCUGGAGGAUUUUGAGAUUUCGGGAAACAUGAGCGAUGACAUGAAGGAGAUCACUAAUUGCGUUCGGCAGGCAAUCCGUUCUAGCUCUCAGGAGAGGAAACUGAAAAAUACAUCAAGCCAAACCGUGGGACUCUCCAGUGUAGGUAUUCAGACCGUCCAAAUGGUAAGCGUUGGCCUUCAAACAGAUAUACCAAGGACAAGUCUUCAUACAAAGAGUUGGUCACCAAGAGGUUCUGCUCUGUUGUCUACGAGAAGCAAACACAUUUCGACCUCUUUGGAUAAAGUCCACUCUCGGGUUGAACGGCCAUGUUGUUCUCCCAAGUAUGGCUCCCCAAAGCUGCAGAGAAGAUCCUCUUCAAAACUGGACGGCUCCAAGGACCGAAGCUUGUGGAACCUCCACCAGAGCCAAAAAAAUGGUUCGGCGUGGGCAAGGUCCACCACCACUCGAGAUAGCCCUGUCUUAAGCAACGUUAACGAUGGAUCAUCCAGCCUGUUUAACGUCGUGGAUCAUGCCGGCAGCACAGAAUCCUUGUACAAAACAAGCCUCCCUGAAAACAGAAACAAAGCAGAUGCCCCCAAGUAUGGCAUCGUACAGGAAUUCUUUAGAAAUGUCUGCGGACGGUCAGGUCAGAGCUCCAAUACUCUGGCUGACAAGAAGGACUUGGAUGACAAUAACAAAAGGCCUGAUAACCACGACCAUUGUUCUUCAGCCGUCUGCCACCCAUCCCACAACGUAUCUAAACUACUGAGCAGGAAGACGUCACGGCAGCAUCAGAAUGAUGAACAGAAGCCUCAGGUUUUAACCCAAGGUAGCAAAGACGGGCAUUCGAAGGACAAUGAUGUCAUUCCAACCGCUGCUAACGUGGACUACGCUUGCGACUGCACCUCCCAGGCGCCCACAUCUUGCUUUUCCAGGCCGUCCCGGCCCCACGCCCGCCAGGCCCACCUGAAAUGCCACCUCCACCCGGAGCCAAGCCAGCCCGAGGAGAAAGCCAGUCCUUUGUGCAACUGAGGAGGCCUCGGCGAGUCCACGCCGUCCAUCGCGGUCUGCGAAACGACCGUUCCCGGCAGGGAAAAGAUCUCUCCUGGUGAAACCAAC